This is a messenger RNA of Chlorella variabilis, 705 nucleotides long. RefSeq lists its product as hypothetical. The annotation marks the transcript as partial. The record is from RefSeq and is a predicted model, not a curated record. Gene Ontology annotation, cellular component: Golgi membrane; trans-Golgi network; endoplasmic reticulum membrane. Gene Ontology annotation, molecular function: ceramide cholinephosphotransferase activity; sphingomyelin synthase activity; inositol phosphoceramide synthase activity. NCBI's taxonomy places the organism in Eukaryota, Viridiplantae, Chlorophyta, Trebouxiophyceae, Chlorellales, Chlorellaceae. The transcript has 6 exons. Gene Ontology annotation, biological process: ceramide biosynthetic process.
GAGUUAUGGCGUCGCAUCAAGCUGGAAUUCACCAUUGAGCUGCCGCUGCUCAUUGCGCGGUGGAAGCAGGUGCUGUUUGGCGCCCUCUUCCAGUACGUGCACGGCAUCUUCACGCAGCUGGCGCACCGCAUGCACCAGCCUCAGGAGGAGCCGCUGGGCGACCUGGGCUUCCGCCUCAUGCCGGAGCUGGGCCUGGAGAAUGCGUGGGUGAGUGAGACCAUCUUCUGGUGCCUGUUCAUCCCCUUCAUCUUCUGGAGCUUCUCCCCCUUUGUCACCGCCCGCAAGCGCUUCUACACAGCCGUGCUCUACGCCCGCCUGCUCAUGGUGCUCGUCACCUGCCAGAUCCUGCGCAUCAUCUCCUUCACAGUCACCCAGCUGCCCGCCCCCAACUACCACUGCCGGCUGGGCCGUGACACGGCGGUGCGGGAGAUGCCGGAGCACUGGUGGGGCCACGUGGUGGUUGACGUGGGGCGGCAGGCCACCCACGGCUGCGGCGACCUCAUCUUCUCCUCCCACACCACCUUUGUGCUGACGGGCGUGCUGACCUACACAGAGUACGGGCAGACGCUGAUCAUCAAGAUCAUCUCCUGGAUUGGGGUGGUGUUCAUGGGCCUGUGCAUCGUGGCCAGCCGCAAGCACUACUCUGUGGAUGUGGUGGUGGCCUUCUACACCGUGCCCCUCGUCUUCUACACCCUGCACCGCCGC